ACCGGGGCACCCCCAGCCGCAGGAAACAGGCUGGCAGCCGGCUGCUGCCCACGGGUGCUGGGCCUCCUCUCCUGUGAGGGCCACGCACGCACUUGUAAGAACAAGCUGCCCUCUGGUUCUGUGCAUGUUUGCUGGGAAGUUCUUCUUAUAGUGUAACCUUAACCCUUCUGGCUGCCUUAUCUACCACCCCAAGACAGUCUUGGCAGCUCUGAAGGGCCAGGGACAGGUUGUGUUUUUGAUUUGUUUUUCCUAAUAUGUACUGAGCACUUACCUGCAUGCCAAGCACUGUUUAAGAACAUGACAUGUGUCAACUCAUUUAAUCCUUCUGGCAAUUUGUAUGAGGUAGGUACUAUUAUUAUCCCUGUCUUGAUGAGGAAACUGAGGUACCGAGAAGCUAGGUAAUUUGCCUAAGAUCACACAGCUAGUGUCUGGAAGGGGGUUAGGAAGCCCUCAGGGUUUUAACCCACCAGGGGCAUCUGAUUGCAGCGUCUGUGUUGGGGUCAGGGUUCCUGAACAGUCUGGGCUGGCCUGAGCUAGACGUCAAGAACAGGAAAGGAACGCACCCUGAAUGUUCUUCCCGCCUGAGCGAGUCUUCCGACACCUGCGAGAAAGGUGGGCACGACUGUACCCCUGCCUGCCGGGAAGGGGGCGGGCCCAGAGAGGUGUUGAGAUUUGCCAGUCUCUCGGCUAGCAGGCAGCAGAGCCCUGGCCCCUUGACUGUCAGCCCUGAACUCACUGUAUCUGAAGCAAGACGGGAGAAGGUGUGCGAGGUCCACUUGGACCUGGGCCUGGGUGAGAGGUGCGGACACUGAAAAGUGAGAACAGGAGGGCCUGCCGUGGUGUCCUUUAGUUACAGGAGAGAGCUUCCAUGCUGGGAGAGGUUGAAUCUAUGCCAGGCUCUGGUCUAAGUGUUUUUAAAUUGGCAUUUUCUGAGUUUUUCAGACAAGGCACAGGCCGGCUAAAUGUCCAAGGUCACUCCAGUAGUACGCGGGGGAACUGGCCUUUGAACUCAGUCUGUGAGCUCAUGGCCAUGGCCCAGAGAGGGCUGGUGAAUAGCCCAGGGUCACACAGCCCCAGAACCAGGAGCUACUGGCUUCCUUCCAGCCCAGGAAAAGCAAUGACACCUGACUCCUAGCCAACUGGGGGCGGAGCAGAGGUGGAGCUAGCAGACCCGGUGGCCUCUCAGAACCACAGCACAGGCGGCAGAGUAGCCCGGAGCAGCAUGAGGCAGAGCUGGGGACCAGGGCUGCUGCUCCUGGGAGCCGUGGUCCUCAUAGAGGGUCUUCAGGCAGCUCAGCGCGCCUGCGGGCAGCGCGGCCCUGGCCCCCCUGAGCCUCAGGAGGGCAGCACGGGGCCUGGCGAGUGGCCGUGGCAGGCCAGUGUGCGGAGGCAGGGGGUGCACAUCUGCAGUGGCUCCCUGGUGGCGGACACCUGGGUCCUCACGGCUGCCCACUGCUUUGAAAAAGCGGCAAUGACAGACCUGAGCUCCUGGUCAGUUGUUCUGGGCUCUCUGCAGCGUGAGGGGCUGAGCCCCGGGGCUGAGGAGAUUGGGGUGACUUCUCUGCAGCUGCCCAGGGCCUACAACCACUACAGCCAGGGCUCAGACCUGGCCCUGCUACGGCUCGCCCACCCCACAGCCCACACACCCCUCUGCUUGCCCAGACCUGCCCAUCGCUUCCCCUUUGGGACCUCUUGCUGGGCCACUGGCUGGGACCAGGACAUUAGUGAUGGUAAGUGCUGCCCCAGGCUGAACCCCAAGAGGCAGUCCUCUUGCCCAAGGUCACAGCCUCAGCUGGCAACGGUCUCUGCUUCUAGUCUUCCUUGCUCCCCAGAGCCCAGACUCCAGCACCAAGCCCGUCUUUUUCCAGCUCCCAGGAUCCUACGGAAUCUGCGCCUGCGUCUCAUCAGCCGCCCCACGUGUAACUGUCUCUACAACAGGCUGCACCAGCGGCUGCUGGCCAGCCCGGCCCGGCCUGGGAUGCUGUGUGGGGGUGCCCAGCCCGGGGUGCAGGGGCCCUGCCAGGGAGAUUCUGGGGGCCCCGUGCUGUGCCAUGAGCCUGAUGGACACUGGGUUCAGGCUGGGAUCAUCAGCUUCACGUCCAGCUGUGCCCAGGAAGACACUCCCGUGCUGCUGACUGACACGGCUGCCCACAGCUCCUGGCUGCAGGCCCGCGCUGGGGGCGCAGCCUUUCUGGCCCAGAACCCAGAGGCCGUGCAGCUCAGUGAUGAGGACAGCUGUGUAGCCUGCGGAUCCUUGAGGGGAGAAGGUCCCCAGGCAGAAGCCCCCUCCCCGUGGCCCUGGGAUGCCAGGCUGAAGCACCAGGGGAAGCUGGCCUGUGGCGGAGCCCUGGUGUCAGAGGAGGUGGUGCUGACCGCUGCCCACUGCUUCAUUGGGCGGCAGAGCCCAGAGGAAUGGAGCGUGAGGCUGGCGGCCGGACCAGAGGAGCACAGCCUCAAGCAACUCAUCCUGCAUGGGGCUUACACCCACCCCGAGGGGGGCUACGAUGUGGCCCUGCUGUUGCUGGCCCAGCCGGUGACAUUAGGCCCCAGCCUGCGGCCCCUCUGCCUGCCCUAUGCUGACCACCGCCUGCCCGAUGGGGAACGUGGCUGGGUCUUGGGGCUGGCCCGCCAAGGAGCAGGCACCAGCUCCCCUCAGACAGUGCCUGUCACCCUCCUGGGGCCUAGGGCCUGCGGCCGGCUGCAUACUGCCCUCGGGAGCGAUGGCACCCCCAUUCUGCCAGAGAUGGUGUGCACCAGUGUUGUGGGUGAGCCGCCCCGCUGUGAGGGCCUGUCUGGGGCACCACUGGUGCUUGAGGUGAGGGGCACAUGGUUCCUGGCUGGGCUACACAGCUUUGGCGAUGCCUGCCAGGGCCCCGCGCGGCCUGCAGUCUUCACAGCGCUCCCCACCUACGAGAACUGGGUCAGCAGUUUGGACUGGCAGGUCUACUUCUCCAAGGAGCCCGAGCCCGAGCCCGAGCCCGAGCCUGGAAGCUGCCUGGCCAAUAUGAGCCAACCAGCUGACUGCUGACAGGUGGCUCUGGGAUGCUGCAAACACAUCACUGCCUCUGCCCCUCUCCAUCCCCCCACCCACACAAUUCCAGGCACUGGGCAGGCCCCAAAGCCCAGUGGAUUGGCAGCUGCCCCGCCUCCCCCCUGCAGGACAGGGACUUGUCACCUGUAGAUGCUCCCGCUCUCAGCUCUGCUCUCGACGCAGGCGUCCCGCUUUCCCCUCUUCAUCCCUCACAUAUAACCACACCAGCCACAUUCUUGGAAAAUUUUCUUUUUUGGUGGGGGGGAAGGGGAAUGGUGGUGCAAUUUUCCUUUUUUUAAACUUAAAUAAAUUGUUACAAAAUA
Molecule: messenger RNA, 3354 nt
Organism: Myotis daubentonii (Daubenton's bat)
Lineage: Eukaryota; Metazoa; Chordata; Mammalia; Chiroptera; Vespertilionidae
Gene: PRSS53
Product: serine protease 53
Biological process (GO): proteolysis
Molecular function (GO): serine-type endopeptidase activity
Source: RefSeq, a predicted model, not a curated record